AUGGGCGACGAAUUGCAACGUCACGUUAUCGGUGGCCGGACUGCCAGCGAUAGCAGUAUCGAUGAUGCUGAGAAGGGGAUGUACGAUAGCACAACCGAACUAAUGGUUCCGUCACCAUUUGUUUACCUAGGUCAGAAAAGGGGAAGGGUUUUCGACUCUCUGUGUCCCACUUCACCAAUUCACGAAGGUAUCACACCUCUGUCCAGCGUACCAGAACUCUCGUUGUUGAGGACAGCGGCAAGUCCACAGAACAGCGAUGUCAAAGUUCCUGAAGUCGCUGUCAAGAAGCCCAGUCCGCCGAAGCCAAUGAUCUCCCGGUGGAUUCUGUUCAAUCUGUGGUUCAACACAUACCGAAAGUUCUUCAUCUUGGUUACCCUUCUCAACCUGACCGGGAUCGUCUUGGCUGCACUAAAUAGAUUCCCUUAUGCGGAGAAUCAUUUGGGUGCUUUAGUGCUGGGCAACCUGCUCUGCGCGAUCCUUUUCCGGAACGAGCUAUUCAUGCGCUGUCUCUACUUCAUCUUUAUCUACGGUCUACGAAGUUGGGCUCCUUUACCAAUCAAGUACGCGGCAACAUCUAUUCUUCAACAUGUUGGAGGUGUCCAUUCUGGCUGUGCACUCUCGGGUGCUGCUUGGUUAAUCUUCAAGAUCGUCGACAUUAUUCGGUACCGUGCCGUUCAACACACGGCUGUGCUCGUUAGUGGCAUCGUCACCAACAUCUUCAUCAUCAUCUCGGUUUUGAGCGCUUUCCCCUGGGUUCGCAACACUUAUCAUAAUGUCUUCGAGAAGCAACAUCGCUUCAUCGGGUGGCUUGGUCUAGCCACUACCUGGAUAUUUGUAGUAAUGGGCAACGUCUACGACGUCAAAACUGGGCAAUGGAGAUCAGAUGCCCACGCCCUGAUCGGCACACAAGAGCUCUGGUUUGCCUUCUUCAUGACAGUCUUUGUCAUCAUCCCCUGGGUGACCCUCCGCCAGGUGCCCGUAGAAGUCGAAAUCCCAUCCCCCAAAGUCGCAGUCGUCCGCUUCCAGCGCGGCAUGCAACAAGGUUUACUCGGCCGCAUCAGCCGUACCUCCAUCAUGGAAUACCACGCCUUCGGUAUCAUCAGUGAGGGCCGCAACUCACCGCACCACUACAUGAUCUGUGGUGUCCAAGGCGACUUCACAAAAGCCCUCGUCGCUAACCCACCCAAGACAGUGUGGACACGAGAACUCAAGUUUGCCGGCGUUGGCCAUGCCUCCGCCAUGUUCAAGCGCGGCAUCCGCGUCUGCACCGGUACCGGCAUUGGUGCCGCCCUAUCCACCUGCAUCCAGUCGCCCAACUGGUUUCUCAUCUGGAUCGGGUCAGACCAAGAACGCACGUUCGGCCCGACCAUCACGGGCCUCAUUCACAACAAUAUUCCGCCUGAGCGUAUGAUACUGUGGGAUAGCAAGAAGCGCGGUGGACGGCCGAACACAAUGGAGCUCUUGAAAGACACAUGGAGAAGUUUCGGUGCAGAGGUGAUCUUCAUCACGAGUAACAUGCAGGGAAACGAUGAGAUGAUGCAAGGGUGUCGCGCAGGUGAGUAG
Molecule: messenger RNA, 1563 nt
Organism: Didymosphaeria variabile
Lineage: Eukaryota; Fungi; Ascomycota; Dothideomycetes; Pleosporales; Didymosphaeriaceae
Exons: 7
Coding region: 1-1563 (520 amino acids)
Source: RefSeq, a predicted model, not a curated record